This is a messenger RNA of Frieseomelitta varia, 581 nucleotides long. RefSeq names its product 60S ribosomal protein L27a (gene RpL27A). Gene Ontology annotation, cellular component: ribosome; cytosolic large ribosomal subunit. Lineage: Eukaryota; Metazoa; Arthropoda; Insecta; Hymenoptera; Apidae. The transcript is spliced from 6 exons. Gene Ontology annotation, molecular function: structural constituent of ribosome. The coding region runs from base 60 to 503 and encodes 147 amino acids. The record is from RefSeq and is a predicted model, not a curated record. Gene Ontology annotation, biological process: translation.
GAAAACGUAACAGUUCUAAUAAAGAGUGAAGACUCUUCAUUCUUUAUAUCGUGAUCAAGAUGUCUACACACAAAAAGAAGACCAGGAAGCUUCGUGGUCAUGUGAGUCAUGGUCACGGACGUAUAGGUAAACACAGAAAGCAUCCCGGUGGACGUGGUAACGCUGGUGGUUUACAUCAUCAUCGUAUUAACUUUGACAAAUACCAUCCUGGCUACUUUGGAAAGCUUGGUAUGCGAAAUUAUCAUUUAAGGCGGAACACAAAAUGGUGCCCUACCUUGAAUUUGGAUAAAUUAUGGACAUUAGUUUCUGAGCAAACCAGGCUUAAGUACAAAGAUUCAGAAAGCAAAGUUCCAGUAAUUGAUUUAGUUAAGGCAGGAUAUUACAAACUUCUGGGCAAAGGACGACUUCCUAAACAACCAGUUAUUGUUAAAGCUAAAUUUUUCAGUAAAUUGGCAGAAGAUAAAAUUAAGGCUGUUGGAGGAGUCUGUGUUCUCUCUGCUUAAGCAAGCAGGAACUGGAAUCUUCAACAGACCUGUUGUAUAUUCUAAUACAUUUACAUUCUUAAUAAAUUUUAAAAAUAA